Molecule: messenger RNA, 753 nt
Organism: Brugia malayi
Lineage: Eukaryota; Metazoa; Nematoda; Chromadorea; Rhabditida; Onchocercidae
Gene: Bma-algn-14.1
Exons: 4
Coding region: 1-753 (250 amino acids)
Biological process (GO): dolichol-linked oligosaccharide biosynthetic process
Cellular component (GO): UDP-N-acetylglucosamine transferase complex
Source: RefSeq, a predicted model, not a curated record
AUGGUUGAGUAUAUCAGUAGUUGUGGGACGUUUGUGCACUUGUCGGUGAUACCGUUGUUGACAUUUGUCGUGUUAUACGCGUGGUACGUCAAGCGACACUCAUGCGUGAACCACAACAUGGCGAAAGGGAAGCGUCCGUCAACGUCAAUACGAAUGUGCUAUGUGUUUGGGUCUGGCGGCCACACUGCUGAAUUAUUAACUCUUAUAUCCGCCUUUAGACAACAGUUCGGUCAUCGUAUAUAUAUUGUUUCCGAUACUGACAAACUAAGCGGACGAAAGAUAAUCGAAUUUGAAAAAUCGCAAAGCCUGGGAAACUUCCGAGUAGAACGAAUAAGCAGAAGUCGGGAAGUAAAACAAAACUACAUUACUUCAAUAUGGACAACAAUUUGGGCCUGCAUUGAAAGCUUAUUUUUGAUAUGGCGAAUAAGGCCUGAUGCAAUAAUCUGCAACGGACCAGGUGUUUGCUUACCAAUUUGUUUUGCUGCGGCACUGUUCGAUUUGUUACGACUUCAUAAUGUGCAAUUAUUUUAUAUUGAAAGUUUAUGCCGGGUAAAAAAGCUGUCAGUAACCGGACAAAUUUUAUAUAAAUUACGCAUUCCUGACAUUUUUUUUGUGCAUUGGGAAGAUCUUGUUCAUCGCUACCCACGUGUUUUUCUGAUACCAUGCACUGGUCGGGUCCAAAAUAUUCGUUAUGUAAGUGAUUCCAGUGGAGGCUAUGGUUGUGGGAUGAUAAAAUCAUGUCUUAGAAGCUAA